Messenger RNA from Triticum urartu, 588 nucleotides. NCBI's taxonomy places the organism in Eukaryota, Viridiplantae, Streptophyta, Magnoliopsida, Poales, Poaceae. The record is from RefSeq and is a predicted model, not a curated record.
AUGCCAACUGCUGCUGAUACAGGCAGCCUUCUCUGGCGAAACGGGCCACCGGAGAAGCCAGUGCUCUGCAAUGCGUGUGGGACAAGAUGGAGGAAAAAGGGUACAUUGGACAACUACACACCAACGCGUCGUCCCCAAGAUGCUGAAGCCGAGAGGAAACAACCCAAGAAAAAGCCCGUCGUCCGCAGAAUAGUGAAGAAACAACCAUCUUCUGAUCACAACUUGGGGAAGACAGGGGAUGCUGCUGACACUUUUAGUAAUCCAUCUGGUUUUGGAUCAGCGCUAUCGUAUUCAGGUUCAGCCUCGCAAUCACAUGCUCGGGAGUCACUGGUGAUACCAUCAACAAAAAAGACUUGUGUUGGUCGUCGUCGUAAGCCGUCAUCGCUGGAAACGCUUGUAGAGGAUCUCAACUCCAUAAUGCACGAAGAGCAGCUAUGUUCUGGUUCAGGACUUGGUACCAUUCCAGGAUCCUCAGAGGAAGACCUACUGAUUUAUCAUAGCGAGACUCCCGCUAGCUGCUUUGAGAUUGGGUAUGGAAGCAUGCUUCUUAGAUAUCCAAACUCUGAAUCAGAAGCGAGUCAUAUGUGA